AAGGGACUGCUGAGAAGGUUUUCCUGCUCUGUGGCAUUUGGACGCCUAUGCGGUGAGAUCUGGAACUGCUUUAUCUUCAGGGAUCCUUCGUAUACGGAGAAGCUUCAACGUGGUGAGAAGAAGGCCAGAUCAUUAGAGUGGAGAGGAAAAGGAAGAGCUCAGAAAGUAACCGUUUGCUUUUGUCACACCACAAACCUGUCGAGAUGGCAACCAUGGAAGCUCUGGAACACUCAAGCGCCCAGCUCGAGCCUACAACCCUGACAGAAAUAUCCGAUGAUGAGGUCAACCUUCCUCCCUCAGAUGAAGAAGACAAUGCCCUUGCUGCAGCCAUGAAAGAAGUGUCCAGCAUGGGCACUGAGGGGGACACCGGUGAAGACAAGGAUGAAGCACUGAAGCUGGACCCACAGAUAAAUGGGGUCAUGGUUCUGUCGUUGCUUGACAAGAUCAUUGGGGCUGUGGACCAGAUCCAGCAGACCCAGAGUGGGCUUGAUGCCAGGCAGCAGGAGAUGGAGCGGUCAGUCACCAGUAUCCAAGGUGACCUGUCCAAACUAACCAAGAGUCACAACACCACGUCCAACAGCGUGAACAAGAUGAUGGAAAAAGUGCGGAAGGUGAGCAUCAACGUGAAGACGGUCCGCGCCACGCUGGAGAAGCAAGGAGGCCAGAUCAAGAAGCUGGAGACCAACGAGGCCGAGCUGCUCAAGAGACGCAACUUUAAAGUCAUGAUCUACCAGGAUGAAGUUAAGGUUCCCUCCAAACUCAGCAUCUCUAAAUCCAUGAGAGUUUCUGAGUCUGUGUCAGGAAGCAGAGGGGGCAGUAUGCUAGAGCUGAAGGAAGCUGUGGAGGAGCCUGAGGAGGAAGGAAAAGAGGGUGAAAAGGAAGACAAACCUCACGUAGAUCUUUCAUCAGAUGAGGAGGUCGUGGAAACUGAUGAGACCAUCGAAGAGUCCCGCGCUGAACGUAUCAAGCGCAGCAGCCUGCAACGCGUGCAAACCCUGAAGACAGUUUUCUCAAAAGAGAAGAUGGUGAAGACCAGAGCAAAGACCAAAGAGAAUCUGGAGAAGACCAGACAGAAAACCAAGGAGAACAUUGAGAAGACUAAGCAGAGGACAAAAGAGAACCUGGAGAAGACCAAACAAAAGACCAAGGAGAAUUUAGAGAAGACAAAGCAGAAGACAAAAGAAAAUCUGGAGAAGACACGUCACAACAUUGAGAAGAAGAUGGGCAAACUUGGAACACGCAUGAGUGUAAACCCUGAUCGCAAACAGAAGAUGAAGACAUCCAGUGACAAGAUGAAGAAGGCCUUCACACCAGACCACGUCGUUUAUGCCCGUUCCAAAACAGCCAUGUACAAGGUACACCCGUUCACCUUCCAUGUCAAGAAGAUCCGAGAGGGUGCUGUUGAGGUGGUCCAUGGAACCGAGAUGGUGGAAGUGUCGAGGGAUGCUGAGCCAGGAGAUGAGGAGGAUGGGGAGGUAGACAACACUGAAGUGGAGGUUGAGUUGGAGAUGAUGAAUGGAGACAGAGAAAAGGAGGAAGAAGAGGCUGAGGAGGAUGAAGAGGAAGACAGCCAUGACGCUUUGCAGGAAGAUGAUGAGGAUAAAGACAGCGACUAACUACAGAGCCAGAAAGGAGCCAUCAUGUUAACGGAGAAGAGUCCCGACUCUGAGAAGUGGUUCAGUUUCCGUCUGUAAAGCUCAACUACGUUUCGGGCUCCAUGGGUGUGUGUGUGUGUGUGUGUGUGUGUGUGUGUGUGUGUGUGUGUGUGUGUGUGUUUGUGUGUUUGUGUGUGUGUGUGUGUGUGUGUGUGUGUGUGUGCGUGCGUGCGUGCGUGCGUGCGUGCGUGCGUGCGUGUGUGUGUGUGUGUGUGUGUGUGUGUGUGUGUGUGUGUGUGUGCGUGUGUGUGUGUGUGUGUGGGGGGGGGGGGCCUUUGUCCACACGACUGGCCAAUUUCAGUACUUCAAAAUUUCUUCUCGUUAAGGAGUCUCAACCAGGCCAUAAUUAGAUUGGAAGGGCCCGUUAAACUACCUACCGGGAGAACAGCUGAGUGGAGGUAUUCACAUGUGAUUUGUAUUUGAUACCAGCUCCACUACUGUCCACAGGCCCAGGUCAGCCGGGGUGAAGGUGUCACAUGUUCCUGCCAACCCUUCACCAGUAAACUCACUCCAACCAUGAAACAGGCCUUACACGACUAAACCAUCACCGACAGAGUCAGCAGUGAGGUGGUCUCUCCCCAGAAGCACCUAGCUGUCUGGCUCACUCAGGUCAUUGGUUAGAGAUGGUUCCACGGGGAGCCUCCCUCUCCGGUCGGCUCGUGGGUUCUUGAACGGUGCUAAAAACGCUAUUUUCUACCCGCGUAGCUGUACGCCCUGGAUCACACACCUUAUACUUCUAUUUAAUUUGAUCUUUGAUCCUCAGAGCAUUUGUUAAGAAAUAAUCUUGAUUUCAAAGUAAAAUGAUCGGUGAACACACCCAUCACGUAUCAGCUGUUGAUGCACCCUACUCAGAAGCUUCGUUCAAGCUGCCAUGUUUGAGCACACAUGUGAUCUUAAUGAUUUCUCAUGCGAUGAUGUUUCUUUUUUACUUUAACUGCAGGCAGACCCAUGCUUGCCGCUUUGGCCAUCAUAACCUAAGUAGUAAUCCAGCACAUGUUUGCCUGUCUAAAGGACCGUUCCUGCAAAGUUCACAGUGAAACACAGUUUUGACCCAGUCACUUGAAACUGUUUAUUCAUUAUUAGAGAUGGUUCUUGUUUUAACGUGUUCACGUGUUAAUGAAACUGCACUGGGUCUUAUCACAGUAGGCUGCUACAAGAAGAUAUCCUUUGCUUCUCACAAUAACACAAGAUGUUCUCCAGACCGCUUCAGGGUCUCCAGUCGUCCAACACUGACCCCUGGUGGCAGUCAGAGGUGCUCACUGGAAACGUCGCUGGGUUUCAGAUCUGAGGUGUUCAUAAAUAAAGGACUCAUCAAAGCUGCAGAUUGCAAUAGCCUUGCUUCUUGCGCUUGGUGCCUAUCACGUGUUUUGCCUUUAGCUUUCAUGCAGAACUAUUAUGUUUUUGCAUCAAAUGAUAACGUUUUGAGCCCCUCUGAGACGUUGCUGUGAUGGAGACCUGCAGAGCUGUAUUAGCCACACGUCUAAUACCCACUAGCAGAUUUGCUUGCACUGUUUAACCACUAACAUUGAAUGAAUAAAUAUUUUUCACAUUC
Nothobranchius furzeri (turquoise killifish) is the source of this 3207-nucleotide messenger RNA. Its product is annotated as caveolae-associated protein 1. Lineage: Eukaryota; Metazoa; Chordata; Actinopteri; Cyprinodontiformes; Nothobranchiidae. Gene Ontology annotation, molecular function: rRNA primary transcript binding. Gene Ontology annotation, biological process: termination of RNA polymerase I transcription; transcription initiation at RNA polymerase I promoter. The record is from RefSeq and is a predicted model, not a curated record. Gene Ontology annotation, cellular component: cytoplasm; caveola.